Molecule: messenger RNA, 4162 nt
Organism: Boeremia exigua
Lineage: Eukaryota; Fungi; Ascomycota; Dothideomycetes; Pleosporales; Didymellaceae
Product: SNF2 family N-terminal domain-containing protein
Exons: 6
Coding region: 1-3783 (1260 amino acids)
Molecular function (GO): ATP binding; ATP-dependent chromatin remodeler activity
Source: RefSeq, a predicted model, not a curated record
AUGGGCGACGAAGUUUCCGAAGACCAACAUGUGCCAAUGCGGUCUGACUCUCCCGAUAUGGAUGAUUUGUUUGAAGAGGAUAACGACUUUGGCUCCCAAUUGGGUGCCUCGGCUACUUCAACGGACAUCCAUCAACAAGUACUUGGUGUCGAGGAGCAUCGCAAGUUGAUUCCUGCUUACGAAAAUCAUGACGAGGACAACCAUGAGUCUGUUGAAGACAAUCUCGAACCUGAUACACCAGUGCCUGAUCCCACCGAUGCCGAUGUUGAGCCUGAAGAAGACGGUAAUCGGUACAAUACACAGUCGUCUAGCCACGCCAAUACCGACUUUGAACCCGAACAGCAGGCGCAGCAAAGCUCUCACGAGCCGUUCGACCACAACGGAACUAUGGAGGAUCUCCCGGAUGAGCAGAGCCGUUCAUCAUUGGCUACUCCUAUUGAUGCGCAGCCGCACACAAACCCUGGUACUGCACGCCCAGUCAACCACGACACCGACUCUUCCUCUCUGUUUGUGCCGGAACGCGGUUUAUCGCCACAUUCUCCCGUGCCUAAUCUUUCACCUCCACGCUUGAAUCUCCCCACCACUCGACAGACAGCAACGCCUGCUCGCCGGCCCGAUACGGCUCCUAAGCCCUCCAUCUUUUCCCAGAUCCGCAAUAAGCAAAGGUUAGCUCAAGCGCGGAAGAAUGCCAGUCAUAGAUUCGCUGUAGCGCCUCAACUUAGUGCUGAUCUUGAUCCUGAGACCUACCUCGAGGCUGUAACGUCCGGUAUUAACCCACCGCCUGGUGCGUAUCAUACCAAAGUCGACGAGGAGGAGAUGGCUCACAGGCACGCCUUGGCCAACUUCCAAAAGCAGAAGCUUCACUAUCAGGCGAUCAGAGAACAGCACAACGGACAUCUGCCAUUUCAGCAGGAUGUUGAGUGGAUGAAAAUAUCGGGCGCUGAGGACGCUCGUCUGAAGAAGCGCCGACGCGAUCUGGUAAUGGCUCAAGACCUGGGUGACGAACAGGAUCUCUUCCCGCAAAUCCACAGGCGCCACGACGAGUGCAACAACGAAUCUGAUGGCGAGUUAUAUGGUGAAUCAAGCUCUCAUAAACGCCGCCGCAGUGGUGAUCAACCUCGCAAGCAGUCGAUGCCGGAGUCGAUGCAGGAUGCAGAAUAUCGAUCCAUGUUCGUUAUGAUUGACGCCGACGAUGAUCGCCCCAAGAGGAAAAAGAAGAAAGAAGCCGCAGGCACCGAAGAAGAUCAGGAGCCACAAUCUUCUGCUGCGAAAGGAAAGAAGCCAAAGGUCAAGACCGCACGACCAUCUCGGGCAAAAGGAGCAGGCAAACCAUCAGCUAGAAAAUCGCGCAGAUCGGCCAAAGAUAAACGCGACCUUGAGCGCGCUGCCAAGCAGGCAAGUUCGCUCUUCAACUCCGACGUCUUUCACUCAAGGAGCUCCCUAAAGGGUUACCAAGUGUUGGGUAGUGCGUUCAUGCGCCGCCGCGAGAAUGACGCUUCAGAGCCCAAGGGAGGACUGAUGGCUGACCAGAUGGGACUCGGCAAGACGCUGAUGAUGCUUGCGAAUAUUGUCAACUCUCGCGAUGCCAUGCACCGUAACAAGGACUCUGGCCCUAAGUCCACGCUUCUGGUCGCAAGUCCAGCGCUUCUGACCCAAUGGGCAGCCGAGAUACAGCAACACACUGACUGCAAUAUGAAGGUCAUGCGUUACGGGGCUGGCAAUCGCCUCGACUCGACUUGCGCCUUGGGGAUCCUUCAGACCCAUGACAUUAUCCUUACUACAUAUGGCGAGAUUAUGAAGUCUUAUCCUAAGAACAAUCCCCCUAUCGAGUGUCAAACUGCAGAGGAAAAGAUCGACUGGUGGAAGAAAACUUACAAAGAGCAUCGCGGAGUCCUGCACAAGAUGCAUUUCAAGCGCAUUGUGCUUGAUGAAGCGCAAGCAAUCAAAAACCACCAGUCGCGAACCUCGAUCGCUUGUCGCGCUCUCAUGGCUCACCACAAGUGGGCCCUGAGCGGCACGCCUAUCUUGAACGGACUGGACGAAUUGUAUCCAUACUUCAAAUUCCUUGAAGUUCCGCACACUGGCAGCUUCAAGAUCUUCAAGAACAACUACUGCGGUGGUGGUGAUGGAGAAAACGCCGAACGUCUACUUGUCCGCCUGUCACAGUUCAUGAUCCGACGCACUCACGCCGACAGAAUGUUCAAUGCGCCCAUAUUGAAACUUCCGCAAGCAAACCAGAUGACUCACUGGUGUGAGUUUAACUCGGUUGAGCGUAGCAUUUACAAUAUCGUCCAUCAUCGAUUUGCCACGAACAUCAACAUGAUGUCCAAGAAGGGCACACUAUCAAGGUCGUACAGCAAUGUUCUGGUCAUGUUGCUGCGUCUGCGACAGCUCACUGCACACGUAUUGAUGCUGGAGUUCGUGAUGAGAGACCUGCUCGAGCGCGAAGAUAUUGAGAAGAUCAAGGAGGUUAUCAGGAAGCAAGACGGCUCUAGCGACAUGGAUAAGGGCCGCGUGAUCAUCGCUAUUCGAAGGCAGCUGGAAGCUCACGAGCUUCAAGAGAAGAGGAAGGCAGCUGCUAAAGCCAGUCGUCGGCUUGCGGCGGAGGCGACCGCGAGAGCGACUCGCCAAGAGUACGUCGAGCCUGAUGAUGAGACUGAUGAUGACAGAGAAGACGGGGUCCCUGUCGAAGUUCCACAGGACGGUGAGCCAGAUGACGAAGAUCCCGAUGCGUAUCGAGGUGCAGAACGCAAUAAGUCUGGAAAAGGAUUUGGCAAGAGCUACGACUUCACUCCGUUUGUCAAGAGCCUCGCGACCGGGGUAAACUGGGAGAAGAAGAAAGAGCAAGCCAAGUGCGGAGAAUGUGGCAAAUUGCCUGAGAAGACUUGGUUGACUGCCUGUGGACAUCUGAUCUGCGACCUUUGCUACGAGAGUGCCAUGAGCUCCGCAGCUGAAAGGGGAGAGUUGCACGCCAACUGUACGACAUGCGGCUCGAUCUUUGCCGCAUGUACUCCAUGUGACGAGGAGACGAACGAUGCUUCAGGCCCGAGUCGCGAGACCCGCAACAGAUCUCUCCAGAGAAGGAGGAGGGAAAAUGAGCGCCUGGAGCGUGUCGCAGAUGACUGGCUAAGCUUCGGCGGCGACGAGGUGCUGUCAUCCGCGAAGACACUCGCGAUCAAGGCCCAGAUCCUCAAUUGGAUUAGGGAAGAUCCUAACGUGAAGGUCAUCAUUUACACACAGUUUCUGGCGAUGAUACGCAUUCUUGCAAAGGUUUGCCAACAGGAAGGCUGGGGAACAGAGCAGUACCACGGCAAGUCAAGUCUAGCCGCGCGCGACAAGGCCAUCAAAGAGUUUGCCGGCAACCCUCAUUCGCAAGUCUUGCUGGCGUCUCUUCGUUGCGGCGGUCUUGGCCUCAACCUGACCAUGGCCUCAAAAGUCAUCAUUAUCGACCCUUGGUGGAACCAAGCUUCUGAGCAGCAAGCUUUCUGUCGAGUAUUCCGUAUUGGCCAACAGGACGAGACAUUUAUGACCCGGAUGUGCGUCAAGAACACUGUCGACGAGAGGCUUAUCGAGAUGCAGACAGAGAAGCAGAGGGAGAUUGACGAGGUGAUGGAGGACCGUGGAAGGAAGACGCAGCACCUGGAGAUUUCUGAUCUCAUGCGUCUCUUCGGAAACAUUGAGCAGACCGAGGAUGGCAAGCCGUUCAUCGUCGUCGACAACCCUGCUGCUGCCGGUGGAUUCCAUGCUGACAGCGACCACGAGGGCUAUGCGGACGAGUUUUGAGAUAUGGUUUUGGAGGCAUUGGGCGAGUCACGGUUUUGGCAGUCGCGAGUUCCUGGUUACUAUGGGCGUUACGGUUUUGGCAGCCGCGAGUUUCUGAUUACUAUGGGCGAGUUACGGUUCUGGCAGCCGCGAGUUCCUGAUUACUAUGGGGCCUAUCAUUGGGUGCUGUGCAAUGCUUGCUUUUCGGAGGGUUAGCGCUGGGGUGCGGCAAGGUGCUUUGACUCGGGUCGAAUCUUAUCAAAUGUCAGGUUCUGGGCUUCUUCAAGGUGAUAUCACGAAGGCGUCCGGCGUGAAGUUGGGUCGUGGUGGAGCAGUGGCACGACACAGACUAGAUCGGCCCGAGCGUAGCUGGCCCACCGUUGACGGCUCCGCAAUGCGG